Messenger RNA from Oryctolagus cuniculus (rabbit), 1191 nucleotides. The record is from RefSeq and is a predicted model, not a curated record. NCBI's taxonomy places the organism in Eukaryota, Metazoa, Chordata, Mammalia, Lagomorpha, Leporidae.
CCUCUGGCAACCCCCAAUCUCCAACCUCCUCCCACCUAUUUAUCUGUUGUCUUUUCUCCCACAGAGCAUUGGCAGCUGAUUGGACCAGACAGUCCUAUCCUGGCCUUGAGUGGGGAGGACGCAGAGUUCCCCUGCUUCCUGUCCCCUGAAGUCAGUGCGGAGUCCAUGGAAGUGCAGUUCUACAGGAAAGAGCUCUCUUCUGAGAUCGUCCUCUAUAGUCAUGGGGAAGACCUACCACCAAUGCAGACACCAGAGUAUCAAAAGAGGACUGAGUUCCUGAAGGGUUCCAUUGCACAGGGGAAAGUCUCCUUGAGGCUGAAGAAUGUCACUGCCUUGGACGCUGGUGUGUAUGGGUGCCGGUUCAGCAAAGGCAUUAAUGAACAGAAGACCACCUGGGAGCUUCGGGUGUCAGUAAACGUGACCCUGGAUGCAGAAACUGCCCAUCCUGCGCUCUUCCUGUCUGAACAGAGACGUGUAACAUGGCAAGAAGAGAAGGAAGAUCUCCCUGACUCCCCACAGAGAUUUCAUUCCCUGCCCUGUGUGCUGGGUCAGCUGAGUAUCACCUCGGGGAGAUACUACUGGGAGGUAGAUAUUGGGGAUACAGCUUCCUGUGAUCUGGGAAUCUGUAGGGACAAUGUAACAAGGAAGGGGAGAGUAACAAUAUCCCCACAAAAUGGUUUCUGGGCCAUCAGGCUUUAUGAGGGGGAGUACUGGGCUCUCACUUCCCCAGAAACUCUUCUUACUCUGAGAGAGUCCCCCCACAGGGUGGGGAUAUUCCUAGAUUAUGAAGAUGGAGUUGUGUCAUUCUAUAACAUGACAGAUGGGUCCCAUAUUUUCACCUUUACCCAGAUUUUGUUCCAAGGUGCCUUAAGACCUCUUUUCAGGCUUUGGAACUCUGACUCAGGCACCUUGACCAUUGUCCACUGAAGGAGAACAGAGUGAUGUUGUAAUUCAGAAGUGUACCCUGAUCACAAAAUGAGAGUCCUAAUGUUGAUUGCAAUUCUACCUAACAAUCCAAAAAUUGCAUUUUUGUUUUUCCUUAUUUGUUAAUUGUCAAAAUGAAGCUGAGGGGCACAGAUUCUGAUUUUGCAUUAUAUUCACUUUUUUUCUCCCUUAUUAAUAGAUCUCUUGACCUGAGACAGCCUGGUUUAAAAAUUAGAUUUCCUAACUCCUCGGUUGCAUGUGACUAGA